Molecule: messenger RNA, 240 nt
Organism: Clunio marinus
Lineage: Eukaryota; Metazoa; Arthropoda; Insecta; Diptera; Chironomidae
Source: the annotation of a GenBank genome assembly
AUGAUACAACAUAAGUAUUCUUUAGUAGCAUAUAAACCCAAACUGCUUCUUCACAAGUUCAGAUAUUCGUGGGAAUUCACAGCAUUUGCAUUUCAGUUUAACCAGAAGGAUAUUGAAGUAUUAAAGCACAUGAAAGGAUUUUUUGAAAGGCUUAGAUUUUGUAAAUGCUUUGCUAUGAAAAGAAGAGAAAAUCGAGGAAAAAAUGAACUUAAGGGUGUAGAGUUCACUGGAUGUGAAUAA